This is a messenger RNA of Brassica rapa (field mustard), 2735 nucleotides long. RefSeq names its product CTD nuclear envelope phosphatase 1. Gene Ontology annotation, molecular function: phosphatase activity. The record is from RefSeq and is a predicted model, not a curated record. Lineage: Eukaryota; Viridiplantae; Streptophyta; Magnoliopsida; Brassicales; Brassicaceae.
AUGCUUGAAUUAGACUCAAAUCUCGUUUUGGUAUGUUCUCAGGUCUUUUUUAUGUCGUCAACUUUUGUCUAUCCAGGUUUUGGGAAAAUGGUUUGUUUCUCAAUGAAUUAAUUGUUUCCAGUUUUUUCAUACACGAACUUUUAAAUUAUACCAAACUUUUGUGGAAAAACUAGAUUUGGACUUGUUUUGCUUAAGUUCUGAGCUAUGUUUCAACCUUUGGAUUGUGUAGUGGUUAGUUACUCGUCUUUAUGUUGUUUCUGGAUCUAUUCGCAGUGUUGUUAAAAUGAGAGAUAUCGAUUCUUCUCGAUAUCAUAGUAAAACCUCCUUUCGAAAAUGGAUCAUAUUUAGUUUUGAUGAAACUGAUUCUAUGUUUAGUUUUGAUGAAACUGAUUCCGCUUCCAUUGUCCCUUUUGUUUGGUCUGUGUGUUUUGUUUUGGUGUUUUGGGAUGUGAACUAACAAUCCCAGUUAUCUAUAUAAUUUGUACUUGGUAGUUUAAGUUUGUUCAACAAUAGUUUACUGAAGCUAAUUGGAGCAACAUUGAUUAAGACAAUUGAAGAAGAAAACAUAUUUAAACUAUGAGAAUUAUUGUCGUGAUUUUGUUGAAGGUUUUAGAAAUCCGUCUGAUAUUGUUGGAACAAAAACACAUAAUUCACCUUAUUUUUAAAAUAAAGUUAGUUCGGUAUUGCUAAUGAAUUAUCAAUCAUGUCUGAUUUUACUAUUUUCUAGUGUGGAAAGACCGUUAGUUUUUCAUUAUUAUCAUCAUAUUUUUCUGUGAUGUAAUAUGUUGCAAAUCAGUUUCAAUAAAACAAUGAUAAAAAGAUGUAAAAUAAAUGCAAACAAUUGUUUCAUUAUAAAAGGACAAAAAUAUCCAUAAAUGUUCAUCUAGAAUUCCUAAACUAAAAUGACUAUGUUAAACAAUCCUCAAAAUAUAACUUAUUAUAUAACACACUUUUUUAGAAUGACUGCUUGUUGAGUUAUGGUUUGGCCAUUUUGAUCCAAACUUAGGUUUAAACAUAAAACUCUUUGUCAAAUUUGAAAAUAUAUUAAUUGAAAUAUGUAUCAUUAGCAGUCAAAUUAAUAACAUAAUUAAUCAACGACUUUUUUUUCACUUAAUUAAGUUUUAAGAGAUUUAUUUAUAAGUGGGCUAGAUUAUUUUGUUUCUAUGAGUUGAAAUAUUUAUCUAUUUUAUAGUAUGAGUUAUAUAUUCCAAGUGUAAAAUGUUAAUACCAACUAAUCAUUGGCAAUUUUCGAUCAAAAUAAAUAUAGUUUAAUUUGUUGAACUUAUGCAGUAAUAAUUAACAAAAACAAAUCAAGUUACGAUUUCCAGUAUCAUAAUGUACCAUUACAGAAAUUUAUGAGUCUAUUUGCAUUAUUUUGUCUAUUCUCUACCAUCUAUAUAUAAUAUUUUUCUUAAUUUGGGGAAAUUAAUAUAGAACUCACAACGGUAAUAAUACAACGUAAACACCGUGUUGUGUUGUAGGUCCAAACUUAAAAAAAAAAAAAAAAGUCACUCCUUUCCCAAACUAGCUUCGGACCGAACCUAAAAACAACCACAUGACCGUUACACCAGGCCUAAUUUAAAUACCACCAUCACUCUCCUCUUCUUUAUCUCUGUCCUAAAUCUCACAAACUCAUCUCUCUCUUUGUUUCUUCAAUGGCGACGAAACUCAUCAUAAAGAAAUCAGCGAUACCAAUCAACCGUCACCAACGAAGCUGCUUCCGCCGUCACCGGAAAACUCAAAUCGGAUGCACAUCGCCGGCGGCGACCGCCGUCAUCGCCUCCAUCAACAAAUCGAUUUACAGAUGUCAACGAAGCAUUCUCUGCUUAUUCUCACGCGUCGACGGUCGUCUAGGAACCAGAGGAUUCAAAAUCCUCAAAUCUCACGGAUCCGCUCACAAUCUCAAAACUCCUUAUUCCUUGAUUCACGAUAGAUCCGGCAAAUCCUUCGACGAGACGAAGAAGACGAUCGUGUUAGACCUAGACGAAACGCUUAUCCACUCGUCGAUGGAGAAACCCGAAGUUCCGUACGAUUUCGUGGUGAGGCCCGAGAUAGACGGUCAGAUCUUAACCUUCUUCGUGAUCAAACGGCCAGGAGUGGAUGACUUCUUGAAGAAGGUAGGAGAGAAGUACCAGAUCGUUGUUUUCACGGCGGGGCUGAGAGAGUACGCUUCUUUGGUGCUGGAUAAGUUGGAUCCGGAGCGGCGCGUGAUCUCGCGGAGCUUUUAUAGGGACGCGUGUAGCGAGAUCGAUGGGAGGUUGGUGAAGGAUUUAGGGUUUGUGAUGAGAGAUUUGAGGCGCGUGGUGAUUGUUGAUGAUAAUCCGAACGCUUACGCGCUUCAGCCAGAGAAUGCGUUUCCGAUCAAACCGUUCAACGAUGAUUUGAGCGAUGUUGAGCUAAAGAAGGUCGGUGAGUUUUUUGAUGGAGAUUGUGAGAAGUGUGAAGACAUGAGAGUUGCUCUGAAGGAGUUUGUCGGAAGAGAGGAAUGAUUUUUGGUUAAGUUGAUUAGUUGAUUUGAUUAAUUAGAGGAUUUGAUUAUGAAAGGCAUUGAACCAAUAGCUUUGUUUGUUCAAUUGUCUUGUGUAAAACCUCCUCGUUUGAAAAAAGCAAUUUGUUCAUUUGUUUUGAUUAGUGUUUUCUCCGUGGCUGAACAAAAGGAGGUCUAAUGAAGGUUUUGAAAUUUAAAUUAUGGAUGGAAAUUAAAAAUGUGUCUUUAUGAGGCUUUUAUCGUUGAA